AUGAAUUAAUUUGAGAAAGAGACAAAACAAUUUAUUGAUGAAUUAAAAAAUGGUGUUAGCAACAUCUUAGUAUUUUCGUAUUUAUACUUUCAGGUAGCUAUCCGAGUAAGACCGUUGAGUUAAAAAGAGAAGAGUCAAUCAGAAUUUGAGACUAUUAGAAUUUUGGAAAUAAAAUGAUUGUUCUUUUGGAUCCUGAUUCAGAAAGAGAGGAUGAUGUAUUGAGAUUGAUUACAAAUAGUUAUUAAAAAAAAAUAGGCUAAAAGAAACAAGUUUUGCAUUUGAUUUUGUGUUUGACAAAUGGGCUCCGUAGUAAAUAAUUUAUGAAAACACUACCGAAUUUCUAUUAGAAGGAGUAUUGGAGGGUUACAAUACUACUGUGUUUUGUUAUGGAGCAACAGGUUCAGGAAAAACCUUCACGUAAUUUUGAUUUAUAAUUAUUAGAAUGAUAGGCACUCAACAAGAGGUCGGAAUAAUGCCAAGAGCCUUAUAGCAACUUUUUAAUUUUUCAAUAUAAGAUAGAUUUAAAGAUACUUAGUUUAAAGCUUGUUACGUGGAGAUUUACAAUGAAAACAUUCGAGAUCUGCUGACAUCCGAAGAUAAAAAUCUAGAAACAAGAGAAGACAAAAAUAGUGGAAUCUAAAUUGCAGGAGUGACAGAAGUAGAAGUAAGAACAGUUUCAGAAGUUCUGGCACUUUUAAAAGUGGGCAACAAAAAUAGAUCAAAAGAGGCAACUGAUGCAAAUAAAGAAUCCUCUAGAUCUCAUGCAAUUUUGUAACUUUAAAUUGAAAGCAAAGAAAGAGCAACAGGAAUACAAGAACAAAUUAUUUAAAGCAAAUUUAGUUUAGUAGAUUUGGCUGGCAGUGAAAGGGCUGCCAAUACAAAUAACAAAGGACAAAGAAUGAUUGAAGGAGCUAACAUAAACAAAUCUUUAUUAGUGUUAGGAAAUUGCAUUUAAUCUCUAUCUGAGGCUAAUGAAAAAGGGGUAAAAAAUCCUUUUAUACCCUUUCGUAAUUCCAAGCUAACUCGUCUUCUUAAAGAUUCUUUGGGAGGAAAUUGCCGAACAGUUAUGAUCUCAAAUGUCACUCCAGCUGUAAAUUGUUUUGAAGAAACUUAUAAUACUUUAGUUUAUGCUAAUAGAGCUAAGAAUAUUAAAACUAUUGCAAAUCGAAAUGUGUUGAUGGCAUAAAAUCAUAUAAGCAAUUAUGCUCAAUUGAUUUAAAAUUUAAGAUAAGAAAAUGAGGAAUUAAAAUUGUUAAUUUAAUAACAAUAAUAUAAUUUAAAUAAUCCAUAAUUAAGUAUGAAUAAAAAUUUUAGAACUGCCAUCAAUAAUUUAAAAGAACCCUCCAAGUGGUCAAUAAAGUUUAAAAUAAUAGGUCUCUGAAUUGGAAUCUAUUAUUCAUUAAAAUGUUGAAGAUAUCAUACAAACAAAAAAUUUAAUUUUAUGAAAUGGAAGAGCAAUAAAAUCAUUUCUAAUAGAAUAUUGGAUUUCUAUAAUUUUAAAAAGGGAGAACAUAAGACAAGUUUGAAUAGAUGAGAUUAUAAGAAAGAAUGGAUAAUGCAAAAAAUUAAAAAGCUAUUGUAAAAAGAAGUCAAGAUGAUCUUGAAUAACAUUUAGUGGAGUAUGAGGUCCAAAAGGUUGAUAUUUAAAAAUAGGUUUAAUAAAUUCAAGAUUCUAAUUACAAGAACUGUUUAUAUGGAAUAAUGAAAUAGGGUGAAUUUAAAAUUGUACAAUAUAAUAAAAUCAUUUUAGGAAACAAUUGAAAUUAAAAUUUAAGAAAAAAAAAGGAAAUACCAAGAAUAAAUUUAAGACGAACAGGUCAAAUAAUUAAGAACAUAGAUUAAUAAAUAACAAGCCAAAAUUAUCUAGGGUACUAAAUAGAAAUUAAAUGUCCUUAAAAAAGGUAUUAGAAUAUCUCUAAUAUUUAUUAAGUACCAAGCUUACCUGGAGUUGAUUCUCCUUAUUAUUAGUUAUAAAAUGGAUAAAAUUAUGGUAUCUAGAGGUAAAAUAUUCAUUCUAUUAGAUAUUAAAAAAAUAAAUCUCAUUUAAAAUUGCCACCAGUUGUUCAACUAGCAUAAGUAUACAAGUCGCCAAAAGCAUAAAAUACAAGUUUAACAAGUAAUCUAAUUUUUCAAAUAAGAUAAAAUUGAUGAUCCAAUGAAAUAUAGAAUAUCAUAAAAAUAUUCUUCAAGACUGAAUCGCCCUCCUUCCUAUCAUCCACCAAGUUCACAAAGAAAAUCUGCUAAAGGGCGAUAUAUUAAUCGUUCAUUAGAUUUAGGCUCAGGUCGAGAUUGCAUAAAUAAGAGUUCUGGAGAAAUACAAAAUGAGAUUAGUUUGCAAAAACUUCAUCGUCUUCGUAAAGAAUACUAACAAUAAAGAUUUGAAAAGGCUAUGAAUAAUAAAAGCAAUUAAAAAUCAUAACCUUCAUUUGGUAGUAAAAUUUUGCUUCCAGGAAUGAUUCACAAAUCACCCUAUUUAAAAAAUUUUUAAAACAAUAACGAACCAAUUGAAUUAAAAAAAUAGAGACUAAAAUGUUUAAUCUGA
Messenger RNA from Paramecium octaurelia, 2542 nucleotides. The record is from the annotation of a GenBank genome assembly. Lineage: Eukaryota; Ciliophora; Oligohymenophorea; Peniculida; Parameciidae.